AAAUCCGACACAAUGGCCGCCGCUCUGCCCAACAUUUCCUCGGACCUGAUCUGGGAGGUCGUCCGAACCAACAACAGCUACCUCCACAAGACCGGUGCUUCCAAGAAUGGCGGCGUCCAGUUCUCUCGCGACCCUCUUAACCUGAAGAACGUCCACAGCCGAAAGUACGCUGGCUUCGUCAACGACAAGGCUGUCGGUGUCCUCCCCAACGAGAAGGGCGGCGUCGUUGUCGUCACCAAGAAGGCUUCUGCCACCGCCCAGCCCGCCAAGUCUGUCGUCAAGACCACCAUUGGCGGCGGCAAGUCCACCCGCAAGACCUACAAGGCCGUUGCCAGCCAGGUCGCCAAGACCGGCUACCGCCCUGACCUCCGCGCCGCCGCCGUCGAGCGUGCCUCUGCCAUCCGCCACUCCCAGCUCCCCGUCAAGGCCGACCCCGAGCCCAAGCUGAGGGGCAAGAAGGCCAAGGCCGCUGCCGCCGGCGAGUCCUAAACAGGAUUGAGAGGAUGAGGGGGGGGACGAGGGAAGUUGCAGUUGGGAGUUGGCUGGGGCUGGGAGUAGGGAUCUGACGACGGACCUGCCUUGGAGGUCUCGCUGUUCACGGCCGGAGCUGCAGCCGAAUCCCGAAACCGGUCGAGCUGAAUCAAAAACA
Molecule: messenger RNA, 649 nt
Organism: Trichoderma citrinoviride
Lineage: Eukaryota; Fungi; Ascomycota; Sordariomycetes; Hypocreales; Hypocreaceae
Product: ribosomal protein L28e
Exons: 9
Coding region: 13-489 (158 amino acids)
Biological process (GO): translation
Cellular component (GO): cytosolic large ribosomal subunit; ribosome
Molecular function (GO): structural constituent of ribosome
Source: RefSeq, a predicted model, not a curated record